Messenger RNA from Amphiprion ocellaris (clown anemonefish), 11487 nucleotides. It is a transcript of the gene pigg, whose product is annotated as phosphatidylinositol glycan anchor biosynthesis class G. Gene Ontology annotation, biological process: GPI anchor biosynthetic process. Gene Ontology annotation, cellular component: endoplasmic reticulum membrane. The transcript is spliced from 13 exons. The record is from RefSeq and is a predicted model, not a curated record. NCBI's taxonomy places the organism in Eukaryota, Metazoa, Chordata, Actinopteri, Pomacentridae. The coding region runs from base 265 to 3171 and encodes 968 amino acids.
UGUCAACGCGGAAGUCGCUGUGAAUUGCUACAGCGCUGACUGGUAUUAGUGUUUUUAAUUCCAAACUACGGCUAUAAAUAUAAAGCAUAGGGGCAUUUUUUUAAAAAAAAAUAAGCACAAGGUUAUCUUUGUAAAAUGUUUUUUGAUAGUGUGUCGGUGUGAAAUGGGAUGUCACGGCUGCAGAAAGCGUCAUUGUCGGUUGUUUGUUAGCGACUUAUCUCUCUAGCUGAACUUACUCCUUCCUUGAACCAACCAAGCAGCACCAUGAAAGUCCGCUCGUCUGUGUUUGCCUCGUUAAUUUUAAUAUUCGAAGUGAUCGGCGUGGCCCUGUUCCUGCGGGGUUUUUUCCCUGUACCUGUCAAGUCUUCCUUCUCAUCCAAGAGCAGCCUGUCAGAUCUGCCCGCCGAGCCGCUGACAGGCAGCUCCCCCAACUCCUCUCGCCUCCCCCAGCCCCUGUUUAAGCGGGUGGUUGUUAUGUUGGUGGAUGCCCUCAGAGAGGACUUUGUGUUUGGACCCAGUGGGCGCAUGUUCAUGCCCUACACCAGACAUGUGGUGGAAAGAGGCUCAUCUCACAGCUUUGUGGCCAAGGCCAGACCUCCUACAGUCACCAUGCCAAGGAUCAAGGCUCUUACCACUGGCAGUAUCCCAGGCUUCAUUGAUGUGGUAAUGAACCUAAAUUCUCCUGCACUGUUGGAAGACAACCUCAUUUGGCAGGCCAAAACAGCAGGGAAGAGGAUCGUCUUCUAUGGAGAUGACACCUGGGUGCGCCUCUUCCCGAAACACUUCAUGGAGUACGAUGGCACGACCUCCUUUUUUGUGUCCGACUACACUGAGGUUGACAACAAUGUAACUCGUCACUUGGACAGCACCUUGAAGAGAGAUGACUGGGACAUUAUGAUCCUCCACUACUUGGGCCUGGACCACAUCGGUCACAUCAGUGGGCCGCACAGUUCACUCAUCCAACCUAAACUCCUGGAGAUGGACGACAUUCUGAAGAAGAUCCACAGUGCUCUCAUUUCAAAGGAGGCAGAGGGAUCCUUGCCCUACCUGCUGGUGCUGUGCGGAGACCACGGCAUGUCGGAGACCGGCAGCCACGGCGGCUCCUCGGAGCCAGAAGUCAAUACGCCUCUGGUGCUCAUAAGUCCGGCCUUCAAACGAAAAGUGGGAAUGGAGAAGCCUGGAGUGGUGGAGCAGGUUGACCUGACUCCAACCCUGGCCCUGGGACUCGGCCUGCCCAUAUCUCAGAACAGCGUGGGCCGCCUCAUCCCGGGUGUCUUGGAGGAAACCUCACUCAGAGACCAGCUGCGCUUUCUGCAUCUCAAUGGCCACCAGCUCAGCUGCCUGCUCAAAGACAGCGUGCUUGAGUAUGAGAAAGAGGCAGGUUUUGAGCAGUUUCGAGUGGCAGAAAAGGCUCAUGGGAACUGGAUGAAGCUCUACCUGGAAGGAAACACCUCUGAGGUGCUGACCAACAUGGGCAAAAAGGUCCUGAAGCAAUAUCUGGAGGCCUUAGCUGCCAUGAGCUCUGCUCUCAGCAAACAACUGGGCAAAUAUGACAUGUACUCUAUGAUCGCUGGCAUGGUGUUUGUGUUUCAGCUCCUGUUGGUCUUACUGCUGGCGAUGCCUGAAGCCCUCAGCGGUGGAGCAGCGGUGGACCUCCCAGUCCUCUCGUCCCUGCUCUCCCUGCCUUUCUACCUCUUGUGCCUGCUUCUUGCCUCAGUGCACGUCUUGGUGUGCACAUCUGCUGAGAGCUCCUGUUACUUCUGUAGUCUCUCCUGGGGUCUCGUGUUUGCUGCUGUUGCCUUCUCCUCAGCAAUGUUUUGUAUUCUGGUCUCUAUAGCAACACGGAGACUCCCCCUGGGGCCAAAGAUUCGUGGGAAGUCUCCGCUGAGGAGCAGUGGCGAUGAGUGGUCGCUGUCGGAGCUGGAUGUUUUGCUGCUUGCUGGCACUAUCGGCCACACUCUCAGCUUGGCGGCCAGCAGUUUUGUGGAGGAAGAGCACCAAACCUGGUACUUUCUGCUCAACACGCUCUGCCUCGGCGUCUUCCAGGAUGUCUGUCGCAAGUACUUCAGAGAGCAAAGAGGCUCUGGAGAAGAAGAAGAGCAUCUUCUCCCGUCCAAAGACUGCCAUGCCUCUGAUCACCCCAAAGCAGAGAUUUACUCAGAGAAGUGGCUAGCGUUAGCCACGCCACCCUUCACUCUGGUCUGCUGCAGGCUGCUGCGAUCCCUCAACCAGACAGGGGUGCAGUGGGCUCAUCUUCCUGACGUCGGACAUUGGCUUAACAGCUCUGAACACAAGAUGGUCCUCUCCCUGCUGUCAGCUUUCUGUUUGGUUCUUAUCUACCUCCUGGUUCAAAGACGUUGCUCAUGGGUCUCCAAGGUUGCCCUCGCCCUCGGACUUUUGGGUGUCUACAGCUAUCGGGCAGCUGUCGGCAGUGUCUUGUUUCCCUGGCAACACUCCAGCCGAACUACGUCCAAGGGAACAGUGGAGGCACGCUUUGUUUAUGUCUUUGUCUUGGGCAUCCUCUUCACUGGCACCAAGGACCUGUUGCGAUCCCAGAUCAUCACAGCAGAUGCCAAACUGAAGAGCAGGGGAUUAUGGGAGAUUUACAGCGGCUUGGUUUUGUUGGUUUCGCUGCUGUUUCGUGCUCACAACCUGCCAGUCCUCUGCUGCUGCCUGUUGAUCCAGACACUCAUGGCUCAGUUCAUCUGGAAGAAACUCCACUAUGAUGCAGCCCAGACCACCAUCAUGCACUACUGGUUUGGGCAGGCCUUCUUUUACUUCCAGGGCAAUUCCAACAACAUAGCCACCGUCGACAUUUCCGUCGGCUUUGUUGGGCUGGAAAGCUACGUAGAAGCACCUGCCAUCUUCUUAACAGCCCUCAGCACUUACGCAGGACCACUGCUUUGGGUGUGUCACCUCGUCUGCUACCUUAGCUCAGAAAGAGACAGGAGCCCCGUUGCAGUUGGACAUGGUUGCUACUGUUUGGCCCUGAUGAGGUCUGUUCCAGCUGCAGCCUACAUUGUGCUGGUGACCGUCCUGCGCUAUCAUCUCUUUAUAUGGAGCGUCUUCUCGCCCAAAUUACUGUACGAAUCCAUGCACCUCCUGCUGACUGCAGGGGUCUGUCUCAUCUUCAACACCAUGGAGCAGAGCCACAGCUCAAGUAAGUCUUAGGGAGAGACUAAGACUGAAAAUCUCCCCUUAAGGGCCUUUUCGACUGUGCAGAAGACACUGAGACUGCAACACACUACAGUAAACUCACCCUCAUUUACUUCAUCUGUUCACAAUAUGUGAGUAGAUGUUUCAGAAACAAAAGUCCAUCUGAGCUCUGCUUUAGGAAUGCACUUGUAAUGUAUUUUUUGAGCAGCCUAUUUAAAUAUUUCAUUCUUUCCCGGAGGAGAAUCAUUGGAGACUGAAUAAAAGUGAGUUGUUGUAAAGGUUUGUGAAGAAGAAUAACUUUUUUAAACUGUAAAUUACCUCAGGGAUGAGUGUACACUGAGCUGCGGUGCUUCACGAGUGACUUUUAUAGAUAUGAAGUGCAUGUGUUGAAGCUUUGCACUCUUGUUUUGCUUCACAGUUGUUUUCACUAAUUCUUGACUGAACUUUAUUAGAUUAAAGUUGGGUCCCGAGAUGCAGGAAACUAUGCGAGGUCACCGAAUUCUCAAUUGGCUUCUUGUCAAAGCAGAAAGACCACGGGUGUAGAGAUAAUAAAAGCAAUUAUGACUGGAUUCCAUUUAGCUGCUUCAGUUUCAGGGUCCUGGUUUUGUCCCUUUUGUUACAGCGACACUUGAAUAGAAUAGAGCUGUUGUUAUUGUUAUUAUGUGCUUUUCCCAUCAUGACAGGUCUAAAGGUCUGCAACGAAAAAGGUGCAUCGACUAAUUACAAGUUUGUGCUGUCUUGACCUAUAAGGUACAGCAAAGCUAACAGGAUGUCAGUCAGAGUGUGUGAGGAGGAGUUUAACCAGCUUAAGGAAACACACUGCAGUCAGUUCUCUGAGGAACAUUCCCUUUACAGAUGGGUCUCACUUAGGUUGGAAUUCCGUUCCUAUAGCACGACGUAAUGUUAUUUUUGCCCUACGUUGGAACUGACAUAUGUACAUAAGUACGUAUGUUAGUGUGCGACUGAAGGUUCGUGUCCAAUAGAUCCGUCAAUUUCCCACAUCCCAUUCAUUGUCUGUGUGAAACGCACCGUGUUGCAUGCUGAUCUGGUGCGUUUCGAGCUGCGAUCUGGAGCGUCUCCCUGGAGCGGGUUGCAGCUCAUUUGCAUAAAGUAGACUCAUCUUCUACUUUCUGCAAAUUCGAUGCAGCAUGCAGAGAUCUGACGCAUUGCAAAACUUUAGUCAAAUGUCUAAACUAGACAUCGGUGACCUACAACCACGAUAGAUUCAGCAACUGCACAGGUCAUUUCUCGCCUCAAUUGCUUUCAGAAAUACUUUUCGCUGAACUGUUUUUGUAAUAAAAGAGUAAGUUUGCAACCGAGCCGCCAUGUUUAGUCCGGCUUGAAAUCCAGGAGGAGACAGUUCCCAAGUCAAUGUUUUUGUCCAGUCAGGGGCAGACAGGAUAGUUGGAGAAGAAGGUCGGCAGGAGUUGAACACCGGCUACUGGCCUCAAGUACACGAACACCAAGCAGGCGAUAUUCAGAUGUGGUGUAUUUUUAUGCAAGAAAAACGCAUCUAGUGAAGAUGUAGCAUUAGGCCAAGCAACCGGUCGAUGUUCGUCGGUGUUUCGCCCUUUUUCGGAACAUUUUAUUAUAUCUAAUUUCACUUUCACUGACAUGGCUUUCCUUUCCUUUGAAGCACUGCCACUAUAAAUUUCUGACUUGCGCUUGGGAGCUAUAAUGAAGGGCAAAAAGUUUCCAAAAAAAAAAAAAAACAACACAAACAAAAGGAACCGAAUGUAGCACAAUCCAAUGUGGUGUUCAACCGGCGAAUGUAAACAAAGCCGUCUUCCUCCUAUAGCGUCAUGUGACGACGUAUUCAUCCACUCUGCUUGCCAACUAGUUCCAACUUGAAAUUUGUUUUAAUGUCGUAAACGCCACACGUCGGAAUGAUGGAACAAGACUUUCUUAAUUUAUGGGAGGUGGCGACGUAACCAUGAAACCCUGAAGGUCGAGGAUGUCGUAAACCGAGGACCUGCUGGUCUGGUAAAAUCUGAGGUGAUUUUAGUUCUGCUUUUCCUGUUCCUCCUUCACCCUCUCGUUGCGUUUGACAUUUUGAAAAUGGUGGCCCAAAGUUGCGUUUGAUAACUUCUGUUAGUGUUUAUGAGCAGUGAAACUUCCCCAGUUCCUUCAUAGGUUCAGGAUUGUGUUUUCAGAUGGGAUCAGCCGAUAAAGUUAUUUCAGGGUGUCUGUUUGCUGCAUUUAUGUGAGACAGUAAACUAAUUUUAUCAAAUAACAGCACAGACCUUCUCACAGAUGGAUGUUUGGAGAAAACUGUGAAUGAUUCAAGAAUGUGAUAAGUUAUUUAUUACAAUACAUUUAUGCUUUAAUAGGUUAAUAAUAAAGCUUUUUCACAGCUUCUAUUCUGACAUGAAAUAGAAGGUAAACACAGGUGUUACUGAUCACAUUAAUGAAGUCAGCAUUCCUAAAUAGAGCAGAACUUCCAUUAAAGUGAAAAUAGACUUGUUUUGCACUUUAACUUAUCAUUAUGAAGUGCUAUAAAUGUUGAUUACACAAUGUAAUGGCUAUAGAAUAAUGACACCAUCAGAGUUUGGAUCGGUUCCCAGUUCUGUCUGCCGCCGGGAAGGAAAACUCCAGAGAAAGUGAAGGCUUGAUUUAUGGUUAAAGGAACAACCGGAGCGUCUGGAAACUGAACCUGAAAGGAAACGAGCUUCUCUGUCGGAGGAGGUAAAGAAGAGAGUGAUAGAAACGUCAGGCAGUCGCUCCAUUAUCAGACCUCUGGAACUUCAGAGAUUUCAAAACCGACAUUAUUUCUGCCAGGUCAGUAAUGAGGCUGAACUAUUAAUCUCAAACUGCUAUUAGAAACAAUGCAAUUAGCAGAUCCAAAGGCUAGAGUUUAGGAUAUACAUUAUGCAGGGUUUAUUUAUUAAUUAUUAUUAAUACUUUGUGUAAGUUGAUUGCGGAAUGAACCAGAAUUAAAUGCUGCUCCUGAGCCAUAAAUGGCCAGCCUGUUUCAAUGUUGGAGGUUGUUUACAGAAAAGUCCCAUUGUUUUCUUAUUGGAAUUAUGUUAUUUUUCAUUUUUAUUACUUUUUUUAUUUAGCUUAAUACAGUCACAGUGUUUGUGCUCAUUGUUUUAUCUCUUAUACCAUUUAAAUUAAGUAAUAAAUACGUGUUGGAAGCAGUUUAUAUCUUUGAGUUUUCAUCUUUGCACUAUAACAUAGAUUUUAUUUUAAUGGCGUCUCGAAAAAAUCGUCCAUCACACGUUUUAAGUCUGUGACACAGUGAAUAUUAAUGUAAAAAUAAACAAAAUCUGUUGGAUAUUAUAGUUUAGUCCAAGCCUCUAAGUAACAAAACCUGCAUACUUUGUGAUACAAGCGGCUUCUUACUGCCUUUAUCAAAGCAGAUCAGAUCAGAGUUUCUAUUUCAAACUGGACUCUUUUGGUUUCUUCUUUUGAGCAGUUGCUACAAAGUCAUUAAUGUCGCUGCUGUUUUCUGUUUGCAGCCAAAUAGACACCAGGAAAUUCUCUUCUCCUUAUUUGUCCACCGUUUUAUGACCUGUUUUGUUGGUAGUUGUGCAGAAACAAGACAAAAACUUGUCUGUGGCCACUUUAGUGAAACUUUUGUUCUGUGACUAGUGACACCUGAGUUUAUCUGCCGUCUAAUGUGUAAAAGUCUGCUGUGAAAAAGGCUUUACUGUAAAAACCUCACACAUCCUAAAUGUAUUUUUGUUCUUUCUAAAUAAUCAGAUUCGUCCAGAGUUUCCUCCAGACAUCCAUUAUCUUUAACUGGUCCCACUGAAGUCACUGUAGACAACAGAAAACAGAAAUAUGAUGUAUAAAAAGUUGCAUUAUGGUUUUUAGCUCAAAUUCUUCCACUUCUAAUUGAGCUUUAAUCACUUCAGCAGCAGUUUUAGUGUGUCGGCAAACAUUUUUGGUGGAUAAAAUAACAACUAAGUGUCUGCUGAUCGUUAGGAACACCAGACAUUUCACACAUUCAGCCUUUUUGUAUUUCAGUAUGUCUCAGAGCGGAUUCAGCUGUAGUUAUUUACACAGAGGUAUCAUGUGUAACACAAUCACAAACUGGUCACAAAGAUUUAAAAACAACACAAUUUUGAAAAAAUACACAUUCCUAUUUGGUGAUUUUUAGUUCACAUGUUCAGCUCAAGAUAAAAAUUAGGGAAAAAAAACCCCAAAUCAUUCUUGUGCAGAUUUGGAUGCUUAAGUCAUAAAAUUUCCUGCAUCUGGCAGCAAACUGCAGACUCAUAAACAUCCUUAACGUCCCUCAAUAUCAGAAAAUACCACCAAAGUAAAGCUGGUGAAUGUGCUGGCUCUGAUCCAAAGCAAUAAGAGUGUUGAGCCAAAAAAGCAAACAAAGUGUCGCUGUCCAAGUAUGUAUGGAGCCAUUGUGUUUUUACCGAAUCUCAGACGCCGCUCAGACCGAGAGUAAAAUCUGACAAUGGGAGUAGAGUGAAGACUGGUGUCCAAGUUUCAUCAAACCUCCUGAACUAUCUGCUUCUGUUACAUCACUCAUAAAAGUGUGCAAAACGUGACGUAAAGCAGAAAACAGGAGCAAAUUCCUCCUUUUCCAGCUUGUAUUCUGUUGACUCAUGAGCAUCUGUGAUGUCAGUGAACAGCUGUGACUUACUUCAAAGCUCCUUUUUGAUUAUAAACCUGGCAAAUUCUAACAUCAUUGCCCUUUGAGAUGCGACUUGGGGAAAAAAGAAGCGAGCUGAAAGAUUGAGUGUUAAAGCUACAGUGCGCAACUUUUCUCCUCCCGGUGAAAAAAGUGAAUCGUAAGUUCCCGCCCCAACACUUGUCACUCACCUUGAUGAGCUGUCUGCCUUGAACCAGCAUCUCGCCAGAGGCUAAGAUCACUGACAUCCCCCGAGCUGCCACAGGCGUCGGAGAAGCAGAUGCCAAACCAGAAAAAAAGGGUGAAAAUAAAAUAAAUAAAAAAGCUGCGCUGCUGUUCGGUGCGUUUCUGAAUAGAUUCCGUGUGAUGCAAGACGAGCUUUGUUUCAUAGUUGUCGCCGUGGCUCACCUUGACAGAGACCUCACUGUCGACUGCGCUGACAGAAAAUGGAAUUUAAAUGUCCCGAACAUCACUGGAAAGUCAUACAAACAAGGGGAUUUGCAUUUGAAUGCACAGAGUCGGAGGCAGACACAUGCUGCAUAUGGAUCACUGCAGGUCGGCCGGUUUGCAUUAGAAACAGGAACACAUUUGGCUUUUAGGUAAAAAAGGUUCAAAGAUAAAUCGACCCUCCUCUAAACUGGCAGCACGACUGCUGUCAAGUGCCUUUUCCUGUCUUUAGCUCAAGAAGGAAUAUCACACACAGACUUCAAACAAGGUCUGACGUACAUAGUUGAUGAAGCAGAUAAUUAUCUACAUCACUCGUGAGGAUUCCUCUGUCACGUUUCGGCCAUCUUUACAAACUGAGCUGUUAAACCCACCAGACGCUACGUUUCUUCUUUCUUUGUGUGUCUAAGUUACUCCUGUGAUUGUUAUUCUUGGAGGUGAUUUAGAAUAAUUUCCAACGAGCAGCAAUACGCAUCCUCAGAUGGGGAUUGAUUUUCUGUUGCAACAGAUAAAAAUAAUUGUCGUUAUGGACUACUCACUCAGCGUGUUUUCUACGGUGCAGAAGAUGAAUUAUGUUUGUAACAUCCAUCUGCAUCUCAUCAGCCUCUGAGAUGAACAAUCUUUGACUCUGCUUCAUAAUACUGACCAGUUCUGUGGAGUUUCGGAAACUCCUGGAGCCAUUUUAGGAUAUUAAGUUGGACUUUAUUGUUAUUGUGGUGAUUUAAAUGCUUUUCGGGAGUCUAAUCAUAAUUUCUGUUCAUUUUGAACAAAUCAGAAGUCAAAAAAUGUCAUUUCUUAAAGAGCCCAUAUGAUGCUUUUUGGGUUUUUCCACUUUCCUUCCAUGUGUUUUAGUGUUUUCUAUGCAUGUACAGGAUUUGAAAACUUGCAAAGUCAUCACCAAAAUUGAGUGAUUCUCUCCCAUUAAUUAAUUAAUUUUGCUCCCUGAAACACCUCGUUUGGAGUCCAGCCUUUUCUUCUGUUACAGAUCUACAUCACUAUACCUACGUAUCUGCACCUUUCCCCAUACUCAGAGAUCUGGGAUUAUAAUAUUAGAAACAAUCAGAAUGUUUCAUUUGUACAACACCUUUCUUGCAACACCGUACUAAAUAAAAACUAAGCAAAAUGAAUGAAAUACAAUAUCAAAAGAAUCACAGACUUUGUUGAUCCCUGAGGGAAAGUUACGUACGUCCCAUUCAAGUCCCAGAAAGUUAAGCAGUAGAAAAAAAUAAGAUAAACAUAAGUAGAAAGAUAUGUCCUAAAGUAAAAACAUAGGUGGAAAAGUGUAAAAAUGUGCACUGUACUAAAUAAAUACAUUACCGUUCAAAAGUUUGGGGUCACCCAGACAAUUUCAUGUUUUCCAUGAAAACUCCCACUUUUAUCCAUGUGCUAACAUAACUGCACAAAGGUUUUCUAAUCAUCAAUGAGCCUUUCAACACCAUUAGCUAACACAAUGUAGCAUUAGAACACAGGAGUGAUGGUUGCUGGAAAUGUUCCUCUGUACCCCUAUGGAGAUAUUCCAUUAAAAAUCAGACGUUUCCAGCUAGAACAGUCAUUUAGCACAUUAACAAUGUCUACACUGGAUUUCUGAUUAAUUUAAUGUUAUCUUCAUUGACAAAAAACUGCUUUUAUUUCAAAAAUAAGGGCAUUUCUAAGUGGCCCCAAACUUUUGAACGGUGAUGUAUAUAUAUUUGUAUACAGUGUAAUAAAUAGUGAUGGAGUUAUAAUUGUGUUAUUGUACACAGUAGAUAAUAUAUAAAGCAGUGUAAUAUAGAAAACAAAGCAGUAAUAUUAAAAGCAAGCAGGUAUAUAAAUAAAACUGACAUAUGUCCUUGUAGUUGGUACUAGAAGAAGGCUGGAGGUAAAAAGUUGUUUUUGCAGGUGCCAUUUUAUAGCCAUUUUAAAGUUUCACCUGAGUUUUCCUCUCUGACACCUUUUGCGUCCCACAGCUUGGAAGAAAACCUGAAAAACACAUUUGGGUGAGUUUCGGCAGCCAGAAAGCAGCAUCAAUAGAGGAUGUAAGAGCUUGUAAUGGGACAUAAGGCAGCAGGGAAUCUGUGAUACUGGCCAUUAAGAGCUUUUUAUACAAGUAAAAGGACGAUAUAUUUAAUUCUGUAAGUUACGGGGAGCCAGUGCCGAGUUGUAACAGCAGAAGUGUGGUUUUCAAUUCAAGUUCACAUUUCAGGAAGUCCAGUAAGAAGUGCAUUACGAUAGUCUCGUCUGUUUGGUUCGUAACCAGCAUUACUUUGCUUUGCCAGCUGACCAAUCAUAGUAGAAGGUUGACCGUAAAGAGACGGGAGCUGAAACGAGGAAUAACUGCAGUACAAAAUAGAAAAAUAAUGUGUGUUUUAACCUUAAGGCAUGGAAGCACAUUGUAGUAAACCUCCAACAGACGAUUGUGUGCAGAAUAUGGGCUCUUUAAGUGACCUAGAAGACUGUGAGCAAUAAGAUCAACAAACCCUGAGCUGCAGUCAGGUGUAGGAAAAGACACAACGGUCAUUGAUCAUCACUUCAAAACAUGAGGCUGAGAAUAUCUAAAAACAGAUCUGGCUCAAAGCUUGACUCACCGAGAAGAAAUAGAUCCUGAUAGUGGCGUUGUUAGAGUGUCUUGAGUCUUUUAUUUCCUGUCCAGAGCUUUCAGACGUUUAAACACGUGUCUGCAGCGGUGCAGGAAGAAGCCUCAGAGCCGCCUCUCACAAAUCUGAUGGGGCGACGCUCUGCGUGUUAAAAUCAUCCCUCUGUAUCCAAACACCCAGCAGCCCGUGAAAUGGAUCAGAAUAAUUGUUUUGUUGGCACGGUUGACAGCUUGUAAGCAUGUGUUGUACAUUGCAUCAAUACUGGACUGUGUUUUUUUCAUUUCCUAACUCCAUGUUUGAUGAAAUGACUCUUUUCUUUUCCUCUAUGUCUGCAUUAAUGUUAAAAUCAAUACUGUUUAUGUAAAAAACUCCUGUUAUUGAGUGAAAGUUUCUCCUGUUAACAUCCAACUUUGUUUCUUGUAGUUUAAGCUAACUAUGCAAUGUGUCCUGUUUAUGUUUUCAGGCAUUUUUACUGCACUGCCUAUCUUUGAUCUUUAUACCGAAUCAAUUGUUGCACUUGAUUGAAAUGAAAUCACCCUUCAUUUUAUCCUUUUUACCUGUUUUGUCAUCGGCAUUUUCUACCUGAGUUGAGAAUUUGGCUCAUUUGUUGCGAAGCUCUGCAGCAAAUGUGAAAAGAAAGCAAAGUGACGGAUUAACCAAAAUUUUUCAAACACAUUGUAUGUGUUCCUAAAAUCGAAAUAAAUGACUCGCUCUCAAGCAUAA